Antechinus flavipes (yellow-footed antechinus) is the source of this 618-nucleotide messenger RNA. Its product is annotated as eukaryotic translation initiation factor 1. Gene Ontology annotation, molecular function: translation initiation factor activity; RNA binding; ribosomal small subunit binding. The coding region runs from base 90 to 431 and encodes 113 amino acids. Gene Ontology annotation, biological process: translational initiation. Gene Ontology annotation, cellular component: eukaryotic 43S preinitiation complex. Lineage: Eukaryota; Metazoa; Chordata; Mammalia; Dasyuromorphia; Dasyuridae. The transcript has a single exon. The record is from RefSeq and is a predicted model, not a curated record.
CCGUUCCUCCCCUCCCCCCCGCCUCGCCCUCCUUCUUCCGCCACCGCCUUCCGCAGGCCGUUUCCACCGAGAAAAAGGAAUCGCAUCGUAUGUCCGCUAUCCAGAACCUCCACUCUUUCGACCCCUUUGCUGAUGCAAGUAAGGGUGAUGACCUGCUUCCUGCUGGGACUGAGGAUUAUAUCCAUAUAAGAAUUCAACAGAGAAACGGCAGGAAGACCCUCACUACUGUCCAGGGGAUUGCUGAUGAUUAUGAUAAAAAGAAACUAGUGAAGGCGUUCAAGAAAAAAUUUGCCUGCAAUGGUACUGUAAUUGAGCAUCCAGAAUAUGGAGAAGUAAUUCAGCUACAGGGUGACCAGCGUAAGAACAUAUGUCAGUUCCUCGUAGAGAUUGGACUGGCUAAGGACGACCAGCUGAAGGUUCAUGGGUUUUAAGUGCUUUUGGCUCACUGAAGCUUAAGUGAGGAUUUCCUUGCAAUGAGUAGAAAAAUUCCCUUCUGUCCUUUGUCACAAGUUUAAAAAACCUCACAGCUUGUAUAAUGUAACCAUUUGGGGUCUGCUGUUUAACUUGGACUAGUGUAACUCAUUCUUGUAAUAAACUGAAAAGAGCCUUGCUGUCUAA